AGUAGAGUUUAAGCAAAUAAACUUUAAGUUAUUCCGCGAAAAACAAAAUAGAAACGAAUAAAAAAGGAAACAUGUUAAAAAAGAAAUUGUGUUUAUUGGGUCUUCUCAGUGCCUGCUGCUUGUUGAGUGCUGUUCAAGCUGAUGACUGUAGUGGGGGCUCAACUAGGAAUUUAGGUUUAUGUCAGGAAUUUCAAGUAAUACGAAAUUUAGCCCCUAAAGCCUCUGUCAUUGCACUCAUACAAAACCAUAUGCAAACUGACAUCAGAUUUCGUAAAGCCGUGCAAUAUAUGCUCUCGCCAGAUUUUGAUAAAACUACAGCAAAAAUCGAUGCCACAGCUGUAUACCAGAGCUUUUUAAAACAAUUCACCAACGCUGGUGUUAAUACCACCGACAUAGAUAGUGUUAGUAAAAUAUUCAAUUGUGUUCUGAUACCUAUACUCGUAGAAGCCACUGGUAAUUUUAGAUCUUCCUUUAAUACUGUCGUUGAGUCUCGUUCAUUGGAGACGUUUGUGCAGCAAGUUGGCGCCUUAAUACCUCAACAAGAAUUGGUCAAUACUUUAAAGAUGCAGGUAGCUGAAAAUAAAGAAUUUGCUAAAUUCUAUGGUGUAAUUCGUAAUCCCACUUUCCAAGCUAAUGUCAUGCAAGGAUUUAUCAAUCGUGAUAUAUCGCGUCCCAUCAAAACAUUGCGCCGUUACCAAAUAUAUUUGAGCAAAUUGACACAAUAUGUUUUUAAUAUGUUUGCUUUGGGCCCAGCUAUUUGAAAGGCUGUUUAAUGGCAAUACAAUUUAGAGCAAAAUUAACUAGAACGAAUUAUUGUAAAUAAAGUAAUUAAUAUAAAAUUAAAAAAAAAACAAUAAAUUCUUUGCAAUACGAAUUGAUCGUUUAUGAAACGGUCAUCAUAAAA
Molecule: messenger RNA, 904 nt
Organism: Lucilia sericata (common green bottle fly)
Lineage: Eukaryota; Metazoa; Arthropoda; Insecta; Diptera; Calliphoridae
Exons: 2
Coding region: 72-761 (229 amino acids)
Source: RefSeq, a predicted model, not a curated record